AUGCCGCCAAAGCGGCGGCCUGCUGAAGCCGGAACCCCUAGCAGCUCGGACCUUGGUCCUUUCAACCCAGCCGAAUCGUUGCCCGUGCCGGCCUCAGCCGUGGCCCCGCCCGCCAAACGGCAAAGGGUGUCGAGAGCUUGUGACCAGUGCCGCGCAGCACGUGAAAGAUGCGAUGGCAAACAACCCCAAUGCCAGCCCUGCGUCUCGCAGAGUCGGCCGUGUACUUACGAGGUGAGCCCUAAGAAGCGGGGCGUCCAAACAGGAUAUAUUCGUACCCUUGAGUUGGCCCUUGGUUGGGUCUUUGAGAAGGUGCCCGGUAGCGAAGAAACCCUCGGGGCUCUUCUUACCCAGGGGGGUGACGGGGGUCAUCCGAUUCUGGAGGGGAAAGAUUCUGAUGGAACGGAUCGUUUGCAGAAGAAGUGGAGGAGGAGUCGAGUUCACAGAGGGAUAGACCGCAUAUUAUCGGGUGAGGCAGUCGCGGCGCAUCAGGAGGAAGGGCUCCCCUUGUCGGUCGAUGCGAGCGAUGCCGAAACCAGCAGCGCUCAGCCUCGCAUUGGGGUUGAUUUGGCCCUGCCAGAGGCGCGGCGGCUUCACCAAGGCACUGGGGGUUCUCCCGGCGUGGACCUUGUUCAACGGUUGUCAAACGCAGAGCCAUCACAACACACGAUGGAGAAUGUGUCGCUGGGAACACGCCAAACCCACCCAAGGCGUAUUAAGCUCAUCGCCAAUCAUUGGCGCUUACUCGACAUUUACUUUUCUUACACGCAUUCCUGGCUUCCAAUUUUGGAUAAACAGGACUUGUUCCAAGCCUCCUACGCCUACCCGGAUCAUGGGCUCAUGAUCGAUCCCACCAGCCCUUCCUCUGCGGUCCACUCUACUUUAUGGGCUGCGCUAGCAUUGGCAGCGGUCCACGAAACCGCCGCCUCACAACCUUCUUUGCCACAACAUGCACCCUCGGCCGAGUAUUUGCCGAUGGAACUUUAUGGCAUUGCUAGGAGUCUCCUGCCACAAGAGGAUGGGCCCUUUCGAGUUCACCAUUCUCGCGCUUUGCUAUUGCUUAGCCUGUUCAAACUGGGAGAGGAUAGCCUCAGCGCUGCUAGUCUCUUGGUCGGCUCGGCCAUCCGCAUUCUUCUCGACCCUAACGUAACUGACGGUGACAGUCAGAGCUUGGACGGGCAAAAAAGGGAUCUUUCGCUCAUGUCAUGCUUCAUAAUCGACACCAUUCUUUCGGUUCGAUGCAACCGACCGCCACAUCUCAGAGUGGAAGAUCUCUCUGCAGUCCAGCUUGUGUCUGAAAAUGGGCCCGAUCAGUGGGAACCAUGGACGCCAUGUGUUGGUUUCGGGCCCGAAAAUAUGGUGUCGUACUCAAACCGAAGUGCUGCAUUCCGUCUGAGCACGUUCAACCAACUUUAUUCCAUAAUCAAGAUCGUGGCUGAGCAAGAAUCAUUGAAAAGGCAAGGACUGGCGCAGAGGGCAGCCCCUGAGGCGUUUCUCGGCCAACUACAGCACGCAGUCAACACCAACUCUCCAUUCGGAAAUUUUGUUCCUUCGGCGGCUUGUGGCACCGCCUCCGUCCCAACGCCUUAUUUGGUUCGGGCAGCCUACUUGUGGGCGAGCGCUCUUGCUGAACCCCACGGAGACUCUGCCCUUCUUAUGCUCUACGACACACUCACUCAGUACCAGCAGAUAUUCGGAAGAUCAAGCACGCCAUCAUUCCUCACCACCUGCGUCGCUUCCCUAGCUAACGAAAACUACGUCCUCCACUGCAGCGAGCAGAACCGGGAGAUGCUGCGACGUCUGUUGUCAACAUGCUUUUCCAAGCCCUCGAAGCCACCAACGCGCCCUUCUAUUUCCCAACCGCCUACAGGAUCGCUAGAGUCGUCGGCCAUUGCUAGUUCCACUCUUGAGAACAGCUCCGCUACCAAACAGUCCGGCCAUUCUGCAACAUCACUUUACGAGGGCCCGAUCUCUACACACCAGCAAUCACCCCUGAAUAACGAAGGAUACAACUCCCUCCUCACGCCUGAUCCAGUUGGCUUAUACCAGCCCACAUUCCCCAGCCCGAUCAUACCUCUGCCACUUGGCGGAGAACCGUCCUCUGCAGUGACCUCGACACACCCUGAUAUUACCACAUCGUAUCCUUUCGUCCCCUCUGCGAGUAUCGGGCACACUGCCGAAACCGACGCUCUUUUAGAUGAUCUCGCUUCAAUUGAGUACGCCGACACAGCUGAUGUUGAUACCCAGUUUAUGACCAACCUUGGGUUUGCGCCGGGUUGCGAUAUCACGGAUUUUUUAUCACGCGGGUUUGGGGGAGUGUGA
Dichotomopilus funicola is the source of this 2319-nucleotide messenger RNA. RefSeq lists its product as uncharacterized. Gene Ontology annotation, molecular function: zinc ion binding; DNA-binding transcription factor activity, RNA polymerase II-specific; DNA binding. The coding region runs from base 1 to 2319 and encodes 772 amino acids. NCBI's taxonomy places the organism in Eukaryota, Fungi, Ascomycota, Sordariomycetes, Sordariales, Chaetomiaceae. The record is from RefSeq and is a predicted model, not a curated record. The transcript has a single exon. Gene Ontology annotation, biological process: DNA-templated transcription; positive regulation of transcription by RNA polymerase II.